AUUAUCAAGAGUCGGUAUUUUUUGCAAUGUCUAUCGUCAUGCAAUAGUCUGUCAUCUUUCCAAGUCAAUUCAUCUUUUUAGUUGAAGUCGAGACGCGCUUAGACGCGCUUCGACGCGCUUCACGUUCGCUCCAUCGGCCGCACCGGCUGAUAAUGACAGACCGAUUGUCAAGAGGCCGUAUGGCCUGAAGCGUCUGAUAGCGACUCGGGGAAGUCGGCGUGGUAAACAGAUGGCGAGAGAUAACGCGUAUGUAACAACGAUCGCCGUCGUCGCAGUCACCGAUCGCGAAAUAGCAGUCGCGCUCAUAAGCUCGAUCCGGUCGAAUUGACGUUCGAAAGGGUCGUCGAGCGUCAGGCGGACUGUUGUUCAUCAAGGAGGAAUGUUGCUGUAAGAUUUCCCAAGUCGGCUUCCUUCCGUACACCGUCGUCCCGAUGUUGUCCGCAACACGUACGCGCCGCUCCGAAUUAACCUAUGAUUGCCGUGAUUCAUCGGUGGGACAUGCUCGUGAGCGUUUCGAAAGUCCAAUUAUCUCGAAUCUCUAUCACCUGCGAUAACGAGCUUCUUAAAACGGGUGAAUGAUAUGACUUGAUUGUCGUCGUUAUUAGUCCUGCGACACGAACGGGGAGAGCUGUGCGCCGCGACAAAAGCGAAUAAAAUGCAGAGAGAAUCGCAGGUAUUGAUGCAAGCCUAAUUUUAUAUGCAACGUACCUGGAAAUUCCUACAUAGAGGUACUAUAAACUGAAUGAGUGAAGAAAAUGAUAGUACUGACUGCCUACUGAUAGACUUCUUUAGCCAACCACAGACAUUGUUCUUACCACAAUGGAUAUUGGUGUUGUCAAAAUUGCUGAAGAUAAGGAUUUUGAGAAACUGAAACAGUUAUACGAUGAUAAUAAUGACUGGAGAUUAGAUUACAAUAAACCUGACCUAUCUGUUUGGACAAAAUCCGUCCGUGGAAUUAGUUUUAGAAUGGUGAAGAUUAGAACACGUUUUCCUGAUAUUACUCCAGAAACUCUGUACGACGUUCUACACGAUCCUGAGUAUAGAAAAGUUUGGGACACUCACAUGAUUGAAUCGAAAGACAUAGGAUUUUUCAAUCCAAACAAUGAUAUUGGUUAUUAUUCCAUGACGUGUCCAUCUCCGUUAAAAAAUAGGGAUUUUGUUCUGCAGCGAUCUUGGCUGGACACUGGUAUAGAGCAAUUGAUAUUAAAUCAUUCCGUUUAUCACAAAGAUUACCCACCUAGGAAGCACUUUGUACGAGCAACAUCUUACCUCACAGGUUACAUUGUAAGGCCUUCGCGCAAUGGAGAUGGUUCCGAGUUGGGUUACGUAUCUCACACGGAUCCACAUGGAAAAUUACCUGUGUGGUUGGUUAAUAAGGUUACGCAAAUAUUUGCUCCAAAAAUGGUGAAAAGAUUGCACAAGGCUUCUGUGGGCUACUCAAGCUGGAAGUUACUUAAUAAUCCAAAUUAUAAGCCAUGGCAUUUUCCCGAACAAAUAAUGGCGCCUAGAAUACGUAUUGAAGAAUGCGUAAAAUCCGCGGAAGAGAAGAAUUCGAAGAAUAAUUACGUGGACGAGUCUGACUUGAAGGAGAAUUUGGUUAAGGAAGCUACCAUGAUCGACAGUGAUUAAAAUGUAAGGAGGAGGUGUAUAAGGGAUCUAAGUAAGUAAUAGCAAAAUGAAAUAGAGUUGAAACCAUUAGCAACAGUAUUAUGAACGAAGUAACAUAACGGACACGCAAUUUGUACAAUUAUAAAGUUCGAUUUGCAUAUUCCUUAUAUAACAAAUUCUAAUUAAUGGUAAUGUUAUACAUUUAUAUGCGUAUAAUGUUAAAAGUAUAAAAGUCACGUUCAUUAUUAUGUGAGAACUCGCCUUACGUGCGGACGUUAGUAUCUAUAUAUGAGCGUUGAUGAUAAAACGUUUACGGCCUGCUUUGCAUUAGGUACUAAUUUCAAGCCAGUCGGUGUUGUUAAAGCGCGCAAACAUAAUGAGUGUAUGCACAAUAUGGGAGAUACACUUUUAAGACUUUUUAUAAAUCUGUUAGUAUCUUGGAGCGUGCCUCCGCGCACUCGCGCGUCUCUCAAAACAUCCUUAUACUUGGUUUAUCUUCUAUAUUGUGCAUUUUUCUCACAUAUAUAUAUAAUUGUUAUUUAUUAUACCAAAUCUUCUUAUAACGUGUGUGUACGUGCAUACACACACGUGCACACAUAUAAAGUCGCAUUUUUGUAGCGUCGAGAAGUGUAAUCGUUCAGUUGACGAAUUUUUCAAUGCUCAGAUGAGCAUCAGAUUCAGCUAGCAUUUCGGUUAAAGCUAUUCGGGAUGUUGUCAAAGAGGACGUGUUUGUUAUGUAAAACAAGAGUGGGGAACACACAUUUUUCUAUAUAUAUUAUAUAUAUAUACAUAAACAAAUGUCUAAAUGUUACAAUUUCAAUAUAAAACAAAUAAGCAGUGUAAUAUCGAUUUAAAGAACUCCAAUAUAAUCCUCUUUCAAUAUGACAGAUUCGAUGAAAACUUUAUUAUAUUCUAUGCAGAUUUUAUUCGCAACUUUUUCGAUUGCCUCAGGCGUAUUGAUACUCUGGUAUUACAGCAAGUAGAAAUGACAGAUACUAUUGCAAAUCUAUUGAAAAUAGUCUCGAAUGUAGAAUUUUUUAUUCGGUUAUUUUAUAUUCGUUACACACGUUUUGCGAAACUUGCAGCAAACUUCAGGAGCGUGUUUUUAAAAGAAUUCUUUGCUUGAAAAUUCACACUCAAACAAUAAGGAUUCAGGAAAAAUAAACUUAAAAAAAUGCAAGAAGCCAAUAGAACCGAAAUCAUCGAGGAAACAUGAACGACUCGCACUAUGGAAUUAUUGCCGAACAUAAAUUCUUUCAAAGAACACACUGGUGAAGUUUGAUUUAAGAUCUUACGGAAUAUAUUAGGGUGCACAUUUUGCAAGAUAUGAUAAACAAAUGUGUACCAUUUAAUUAGAGAUUAAUAACGAGAUUGCCUAGAAAAGAUUCAAUAUUAUGCACAAUUAUGUGAAACUUCUAUAAUUUAUUUUAAAUCUCUUCAUCUCGUAUGGUAAAUCUGUAACACGGCAAAGUUUGUAAGAUAAUCAAUUACUUUGUAAAGUUCACAAUAAAAAGCAUCAAAACCGGCGUUAGGCAAUCAUUGCGCGAAGACUUAUUUAGUGUAAAUCGACAAAAAUAGCACAGUAGAUAUACGGUAAUUACAAGUAGCGCGUGAUAACGUAGACACUAUAAAGUCCCUCUUGUAAGCAACGAAACGGAAUGCACCGCAUCGCCGACGAUAACGUCGUUAUCGUCGUUUAAUAUUUUCCACGACUCGGAAUUAUGCGUAACGGUCGACCUCGCAAUUUAUUUACUUAUAAUAUUUACUUAUAUUUUCAUAAAUUCUCUUCCAUAUCGAGUAUCUGUCACCUCUUUGAUCACCGAUUGAAUUACCUUGGAAAAAAUAUGAAUUCACAUUCUAAUUGACAAACUCCGUCGGUCUCUCUGUUCUUCCCUCGCGUAAAUUCCCGCACAAACAGAUGUGUGCUCAUUAAAAUAUCGUAUAUGGGAAAAUCUGCUAAUGAGAGAGCGUAUGGUGUGGCAAAACGGUAAGCGGGACAAUAUAUGACGCGUCUUAUUUGCAAGAUCUGUUAGAGGAUUUGUUCUCUAAGUGGAUAAUGCUACUUGUACCAUGCGUUAGCUGCUACUUAUGUCUCAGUCAAUCGGGCACAGUUUCAGCGAAUAAAGCGAGCAGCGCGAUUCUUUUCUUCAUGCACCUUCGUUAUCCGUAUCGAUUUGUACUUUAUCUGAUGCACACACGACGUUCGGUGCGAAGAGCCGAGCGUAUGUAAAAAGAGCUCUAUGCAAACAAUAUAUAGUAUCCGAAUUGUAAAGAAUUUCGAUUUUGUCCAUUGUAUAUGAUCUUGCAUCGAGUUACGCAAUUAUAUGUAUUUUAUAAUUA
This is a messenger RNA of Odontomachus brunneus, 3948 nucleotides long. Its product is annotated as START domain-containing protein 10-like. The record is from RefSeq and is a predicted model, not a curated record. The transcript is spliced from 8 exons. Lineage: Eukaryota; Metazoa; Arthropoda; Insecta; Hymenoptera; Formicidae. Gene Ontology annotation, molecular function: lipid binding. The coding region runs from base 820 to 1629 and encodes 269 amino acids.